Cucurbita pepo subsp. pepo (vegetable marrow) is the source of this 1231-nucleotide messenger RNA. RefSeq names its product 14-3-3-like protein GF14 iota. NCBI's taxonomy places the organism in Eukaryota, Viridiplantae, Streptophyta, Magnoliopsida, Cucurbitales, Cucurbitaceae. The record is from RefSeq and is a predicted model, not a curated record.
UUCUCACCCAACUCGCUUUCUUCUUCCCCCGCUUGCCUUUCACAUUUCUCCGUUCAAUUUCCCUUUCCUCUCUUUCUCUUCGCUCCGGUGAUUCCUACGAUGUCGUCCGCCGAGAAGGAAAGAGAAACGCAGGUCUACAUGGCCAAGCUUUCUGAACAGGCUGAACGCUACGACGAAAUGGUGGAGUGUAUGAAACAAGUUGCUAAACUAGAUGUUGAGCUAACCAUGGAAGAGAGAAACUUGCUUUCUGUUGGAUACAAAAAUGUUAUAGGUGCUCGGCGAGCUUCUUGGCGCAUCAUGUCCUCAAUUGAACAGAAGGAGGAGUCCAAAAGCAAUGAGAAUAAUGUUAAACUUAUUAAAGGUUACCGUCAGAAGGUGGAGGAGGAGCUUUCCAAGAUCUGCACCGAUAUUCUGACUAUUAUUGACAACCAUCUCAUUCCUUCUUCAACUUCUUCAGAAGCAUCGGUCUUUUAUUACAAGAUGAAAGGUGAUUAUUACCGAUAUCUUGCUGAAUUCAAAACAGAUCAAGAAAGGAAGGAGGCAGCUGACCAGUCAUUGAAAGGAUACGAGACUGCAUCAAGCACCGCAAAUACUGAACUCCCAUCAACCCACCCAAUCCGUCUUGGGCUUGCUCUCAACUUUUCUGUCUUCUACUAUGAGAUUAUGAACUCCCCUGAAAGGGCUUGCCACUUGGCUAAACAAGCUUUUGACGAGGCAAUUGCAGAGUUGGAUACUUUGAGUGAGGAAUCAUACAAGGACAGUACCCUCAUAAUGCAGUUGCUGAGAGACAACCUUACUCUCUGGACAUCUGAUUUACCAGAAGAUGGAGGUGAAGAAAACGUCAAAGGUGAGGAUUCCAAACCCGUAGUACCAGCCCCCGAGCAGCAGUAAUGGAGAAUGAAAUAGCCCUCACGCAACGACUGGAUUGGACAUCCAUCACCUUUACUCACUACGGAGUAUGGACCCGUACAAUGGUGGCUUGUGCUGAUAUUAGCUACUUUUUGGUUCCAACCAAAAACCAGAAAGAUUAAUUAGAUCCAUUUAUUAAAUCUUUGUUUCCCCAUUCUUGUUUCACGGCAUUAGGCUGAACUUUUAAAAGUAUUGAAUUGUCAGUUCAUUCCCCCUGUCGUCGCUCAUUUUCUUUUACUCUCUUUCCUUUUGAGAAUUUAAAUGUAAACUAAACUACCUUGUUUGAAUUUGGGCAAAAUUGAUGAGAUCUUUAUGGCAUCCA